Dunckerocampus dactyliophorus (ringed pipefish) is the source of this 7000-nucleotide messenger RNA. RefSeq names its product Rho GTPase activating protein 46a (gene arhgap46a). The record is from RefSeq and is a predicted model, not a curated record. Bases 3175 to 6504 code for a protein of 1109 amino acids. Lineage: Eukaryota; Metazoa; Chordata; Actinopteri; Syngnathiformes; Syngnathidae. Gene Ontology annotation, biological process: signal transduction. The transcript is spliced from 10 exons. Gene Ontology annotation, molecular function: GTPase activator activity; protein binding. Gene Ontology annotation, cellular component: cytoskeleton; cytoplasm.
AAUAAUAGCUCCGAUGAGGUGAGCAAAUCAAGCGCUUCAUUUUUUUCUCCUGCCUGUGAUGUUAGCGGCCUGUCGUGACUUCCCCUGGGCUGACUUGUAAACAAACAUUCACUGUUUCAGAAGACGACAUUUCAUGUGCUAGGUGCACCAAAUGUUCCGCAAUGAGGUAGCCACUUGAAACGGCAGCAUCACUAUGACACCGGGGGCUUGUUCCUAUCGCCGCAGCAUUUGAAAAGUGCAAAAACAUUUGACAGAGACGACCCGAGGGCUAAAGCGAUCUGUGAUUUCAUUAUGGAACAACAGCACCAAGACUCCCACCUUUGGCCACCACCCAGCUCGCUCUGCACCCGACCCCUUUGGCCUGACGGGGCCCAUGGUGCAGGGUUUGGGUGCCUCCUGGACACCUCCCUGGGGAGAAGUUAUCAUUAUCAGCUUGAAAAACAAAUAUUGUGAAUCUCUAGUCGUGGGAGACAAAGUGAGCAAAAACAUGAAAAGCAAAAAAAAUAAGAACUUUGUUCUGCUGCUUCUUUUUGUUGUUUUUCAAAGUCACAAAUAAGACGGAGCUGCUGUAAGUUGCUUUAAAUGGGGGCGUGGCCCACAGCAGCACUUGCUGUUUGUUUGCAAGAGCGAUAAGUUUUUUCAGAGUCUCCAAAAGUCUCUUCGUGACGGUUGUCGCUGGUUGCAUUUUUGAAAAAGAGCAUCUUGAGGUGUCUGAUUGCGCGCUAAAUACUGUAUAGCGACCGAGUCGCUCAAUUCACAACACUGAUCCCUUCCUGCUCUGUUUUCGUAUUCUCUGGCAGACCAGGUGCUUAAAUCUGAAGUGGAGUUAUGAUGCCCCCUACUGUGCAGAGUUGUAAAGACAAGCUACAUUCACAGACAGUUCCACUAUAAAGUGCUUCUGAGUGACGGCAAAUAGGUAGCGCCAAUUGUAUUUGUGGCGGUCCGGCACAAAUAAAUGAAUGUUUGGGAAGCAAUGUCAUUGGCUAAGCCACGUCCCAGAAAUGCAGACUGACCAAGCACGGAACAGGCUCCGCCCAGGGGUCCGGCACUUUGCUAACAGAGAUUUUUUGCUAUAUUAUUUUCUAUACAGCCGUCCAUCGCAAUAUCGCGUUUGAACGAUCUCACCCUCGCUGUAUCGCGGUUUUCUAGAAAUGAAUGAAUUCACAAAUGACUGCUGUUUUGUGGUAGACUGUGGUCUAUUAUUCGUCAAAACAUAUGGAAAGCCAAGUGAUAUGUAGUACUGUGGUCACUAGGCAGCAGUGAUGACGCAAAACAUUGACGAGACAUUAUCUUAGAUGACAUUAGCUUAACAUGACAUGAAGUCAUGACGUCAGCCGUGGCAUGUCCCACACCAUAGAGUGAAAAAAAGUUAUCCUCCCAUUCUAUGUGGAAGUGGUAAGUUUUUGGCCUCUUAAGGUUAGAAGAAAUAAAUUUGAGGCUAACUGGUUAGCUCACUAGCUAGCAGCCGUCUCGAGUCCCUGCAGCGUAAGACUUGCACAAUCUGGCGUUAACAAUGAAUAAUACGAGUGUAAAGGUGAUUAAAGAUUCAUGUCUACAGUACUCAAACUGUAUUGAGAAAGUCAUAAACAUGUUUUCUAUGCUCUAAGUCUGAAAAUAUUCCAUUUAUUGACGUUGAAUCCUAUAUCACGGAUAGUCAUUUAUCACAGUCUGGUCUGGAACCAAUUAACCGAUAUAAACGAGGGACCAGUGUAUGUCCAAAAAACAGUUUAUGGUUAAAAGAUAAGUUAUCCAGAGAGGUUGUAGGGAAAUAGUUUUUCUUGUUUCCUUUGUAAUACCCCAAAAUACUAAGGAGUAUUGCAGACUCUGCCUGGAUAAAGCUAUCUGUCAUCAGUACUGUCAUUUCAACUAAUAGUCCAGGAACAAUGUUGAAGCCUUAGUGUCAUUUUCCUCCGUCUCCAUCCUCAGGCAAUGCGCUAGUUCACCUGUGCUGUACAUAUUAGCUUCCAUAUUUAUUUGUUUUGCACUGUUCCUCAGACUUUGCUUCUGUCUGAAAUUGGAAAUAUUUUGGAUAUUAUUUCUCCAGGGAGUGCAGACCGUGGAAGAGCCACGAUAGCUUGACUGAUUUAGCAACAGUAACCUGGGGGGGCAGGUCACUUUCACGCCAACUCGCUUGUCCACAUUUUUGUAAUGUCAUAGCUCAACUGAGAAAUUUUGUCUCGACUAAAAGCAUGGCAGCCAUACAGUAUUGUACAAAACGUUUUAGGCCCCUGUUAGAUUUGUCAAAAAGCACAGACAACAGAAAAGUCUGUUGUUUCUCGGGGUAUUAUUAAUCUCCUCACUCCCUCUUGAUUCAGUAGUAUCUUAACUCCUAAUCCACCCUUCAGGCCCACAUAGACCCACUGACCAAGCAUUGACAUCUUCACCGGACUGUCCUACGUUUCUCAUCGUGGUGGGCCUGCCGUCUGCACUUCUACUACCUUUGGAGGACAGUUUGUACGUUUCUUUCCUGCGUGGCUCUGUGGUCAGCCGCUGACCCCCUGCUCACCCUGUAACUCUACUCUGGGAUUAGACGGUGGCCUCGUUUGUCAUGUCAGCGGGGAGGUUUCGGGGGGAUGGUUGUGUCUGCAUCAAAAUGAAGUGACAAACUGCUAGAGGUGGUCGGCUGGGAGGGAGUACCGUAGUUGUUGAGCUAGCGCAGGUUGGCUGAGGUUGUCGGUCUGGUCAGAUAUUGUGUAAUCUAACAAGAUAAUCCAACAAGGUAACUUCAUGAUUAAGCACUGUUACAUCCUAACAGGUUCAUUUAACCUCUUUUGUUUGCACAAGUGAGCCCAUUGUUCCUGCUCAGACAGCUGGUGUACCGGGCAGAAGGGCCUCCCUGAAUGUAGCAAACACUCUCCCAGCGCCCCCGCACAUGUUCACUCUCGUCCGCUGUCUUUGCUGACCCCAGACACGGACACGUGUUCCUAGAGUAAGGAAAAAGGGGAGGAUUUUAGGAAGGACAGUGACUUGUGGUUGGUCAGGAGGCAACUUGAGGCUCAGAAAGAUGCGUGGCUGUUGAGCAGAGCGGUUGCUUGCGGACACUGCAUGCUUGUGGUGAAUGAGACAAAACUUUCCUGAUGGAAAUUACUUUAUCGACUUGACUGACAUGUUGUACAGGAAUUGGUGGAAAGUUCUGAUUGGGUGGAGAUCCUGGAGCCACGCUCCCGUGAGCGUAUGUAUGUGAACUUGACCACCGGUGAAUGCGGCUGGGAUCCCCCUCUAGGCGCUCCUGUCCGCCAGGCAGACGGUAACCAGUGGUGGGAGCUGUUUGACCCUCAAAGUGGCCGCUUCUACUACUACAACUCCACCGGGCGCCGUACAGUCUGGCAUCGGCCGCAAGGGGCCGAUAUAGUUCCCCUUUCCCAGCUUCAGGCCAUGAAGCGUUGCAGUGAGGCCAAGCGAGCGGGAGUGGGUGUAGACAGGCACCACCAUGGGACCACAGGGAGUGUCAGCAGUGUAGGGAGCCAAGGACAGUGCACCCCUUCGCCUGAGCAAGAUGGAGACAGCCAUGAGACCGUAGAGGUAGCUGUGGAUGUCAGAUCACAGGCGGACGGAUGCAGCAGUCAACACAGAGAACCGCAGAGGGAUGACCCUCAAAGAUGGCAGCCUGCACCAGGUUCUAAGGCGGCCAUGUUGGUAAAGGUGAACAGCAUGAGUCGGAGCCAGCCGAGCCCAGCUUCGCAGCAGCAGCAAGCCCAGCACAAUGCACACAACAAAGCCAACACCUUCACGCCCCACCCAUCCAGCAACAAGACCCAAGGAGGAUGCUUAAGCUCCACCCAAGGAUAUAAAAGUGCCCCCUCCGGCAAAGCGGCAGCUGACCCACGCCAGGCCCAUCACCUGAGAACAGCCAGUAAUGGCAGCUUCUGUUUAACAUCAGACAGUAGUCACCCCAGCCCAGUCCUUCACAGGUCACAGACCAGCACACCACGCCCACUCUCCCCUCAAUACGGCUGCAGUGCCCCGAUCUAUGACGAGCCAGUUACAGACUGCCCCAUAUAUGACGAACCCCCAAUAGACAUGGAGGUGGAAGGGGCACACCUUUACAAUGGGCAACAACUGUCUCGCCUGACACCCUCCCAUAGCCUCCAGAAACCAAGACUUGUCCAGCACCCUGUUCCACCUCACCCAGGUUCCAGACAUAGAAGAAAUCCUUCUGCGUCUGAUUACAGCCCAGCUGGUCUGGAGUGCAUCAAACAUAUGAUCAACGUAGACCCCAAGCAGGGGCUCCUAUCUGGCUCCCCCCUACCCACACGCACCCCCUCACCUACCUCUAGGCAAGACGUUGCCCCAACCCAGCCUCAGGCUCAGCCACAUCCCCAAUCACAGGCUCAUUCUUUGCCCCAAGUUCGAGGCCAGUUGAGGGACAGGGAAGCGGUGACCCCAGGCCCAAGUACACUGGAUAAGAAGCAGAGCUGGCGAGUCCUGGAGGCUACAGUGCAGCGCGCCAUGGAGGCACGACACAGCAGGCAGAGCAGCCAAGCUUCACAGGACUUCACUUCUUCAACACCACAGGCAACUGCCAACUAUCAAGAUUCUGGUUACUCGACCGGGCCUUCUCCAAGUCUGAGAAGGAAGAGCAGGAGAAGGAUGGGACCCGGGGGAGGUGCCGGAGUCCGGCCCGGGUCGGUCGGCAGCAGCGGGGAGCUGUGUGCCCUAAAUGAGAGGCUGAUGGCUGAGAUGAGGGAAGUAGUGAGUCGUUCCAACACUAUGAGGGAGGUGAGAGUGGGACCGGAUCCCGAGGUAGGCGAGAGAGUGAUGGCAUCCCGGACACGCUCCCCUGCAGACUCACUCAGGUGGUACGGAGGAGGGGGAGGCGCGUCAGCCAGCGGGUGCUCAUCCCGAGAGAACAUCACUGGGGCUUCCCGCUCUCCAAGCAAGGCGGGUAGCGCUGCGCUGACCCCUCUGGAGAUACCAGGGCGGCAGAAAAGGCCGUAUGAAAAAGUUGACACCUUGGAGAUGAGCAUUCAUAGCCAAGCCAGCCUGUCUUCACCUGAGACUCCAGGACCGCCCUCUCAGGUGGGCACCCUUGAACAGCAGGCUCAGUUGGAGAACAGAAAGAAAGACCUGGUGGAUGGACGGAGUGCAUCUCUUGGCCCACAUCGGCCUGCCAACCAUGAAAACCGAGAAGGAUCUGAUGGAACAAAAGCUGCGGAAACGUCCUACCAGUUCUCCUACGCCACCCUGCGCCAGCCGCCACCUCCAGUCAUGGGCAUGGAGGACUGGGCCAGCAAGCACCUCAACAUGCACACACAAGGCCUGUUCCGGCGCCGGGUCUCCAUCGCCAACAUGCUAUCUUGGAAUCGAGGUUCCAUUAAAAAGCCCAUGCUCGUCACCAGCAACCGCGCCAUCAGGAAGGAGGCUUGCGAAAUGUUCAAGCUGGUCCAGACCUACAUGGGGGACAGGCCGUCUCGUCUGGACCGCCGUCACUGCGCGCUACUCAUAGUCACCAAGUGCUGGGACAUGCCGGGCCUGCGGGAUGAGCUGUACGUGCAGCUGGUGAGGCAGACAACGGGAAACGCCAGCCCCAGAAGUUUGGCGGCAGGGUGGGAGCUGAUGGCUGUCAGCUUGGCCUUCUUUGCCCCGUCACCUAAGUUCCGCUGUUACCUGGAAGGCUACAUCCAGAGACACAUGGAGCCCACCAGCGACAAGAAAUGUGAGUCUCAGACUGAGCAACACGUGACUCAGUUCAUAUUGGAACAACAGGAAGUGAAAUUAAAGAAGAACUCAAAAUCCAGGAAAAAGCGUAAACAAAACACAGAGGACGAAGAAGGCUUGCCUGUCAGCACGUACGCCAAGUUCUGCCAUCGGAAACUGCAGAAGGUGGCCAUCACGGGAGGCAAAAAGGGGCUACGGAAGCCCACCUUGGAAGAGGUGGACCACAGUCGGCGAGCCAUCGUCACCCCGUCCCUGUUUGGAAGCUCACUGGAGGAAGUCAUGGAGAGGCAGAGUGAACUCUUUCCAGACAGGAAUUUGCCCUGGGUGCAAGUUCAACUUUCCCAGUAUGUUCUUGCUCUGGGUGGGGCUCAGACGGAGGGCAUCUUCAGAGUGCCGGGCGACAUCGAUGAAGUGAACGCAUUGAAGCUUCAAGUGGACCAGUGGAGGAUCCCUGAGAACCUGUCAGAUCCCAACGUUCCCGCCUCCCUGAUGAAGCUGUGGUACCGGGAGCUGGAGGAGCCGCUCAUCCCCAUCAGCUUCUACAAGCAGUGUGUCAACAACUGCGAUGACCCGGUGGCCGCCAUUGCAGUGGUUCAGUCUUUGCCUGAGCUCAACAGGCUGGUGCUCUGCUACUUCAUCCAUUUCCUACAGGUGUUUGCUCAGCCGUCUAAUGUGGCGAUAACCAAGAUGGAUGUCAACAACCUGGCCAUGGUGAUGGCCCCCAACUGCCUCCGGUGCCAAUCGGACGACCCGCGCAUUAUCUUUGAGAACACACGCAAAGAGAUGUCCUUCCUGAGAAUGCUUAUAGUUCACCUGGACACCAGUUUCAUUGAAGGGGUGGUGUAGACUCACAACACCCCCCCGCCCCCCGGCGUAGUCAUGCAGACAACACUGGAAAGUCUUGACAUAUGACACUUUUUAAAAGCAUCAGCGGAGGGUUGAUUUUGUCAAAUGAUACUAAAACGGAGUUACUCAGUGUUCCCGCCAAGGAAAUCUUAUUCACAAACGCAUGCGAUGACAAAUGGACCGUUUCCUACCGAAAGUGGGCAACUAGUACUACGGCUGUGCCAUAAAGUCCGGCUAUUUACAAGCAUUAAGCCAGGGGUGUCCAGAGUGCGGCCCGCAUCUCAGCCUAAAAAUGCAAUUUAACACUAAGAAAAAAACAACAGCAGCAAAAAUGGGAAAAUUAAUCAAAAGUCAAAAUAUGAAGAGAAGAGUUGUAAUCUAGCAAGGAAAAAAGCCAUAGUUUCACAAGAAUAAAGUCAUAGGAGGAGGAAAAAUGUCAUUUUAGGAGCAUGACGUUGAAAUAUUCAACAAAAAAAAAAAAUUGUUUUUUUUUAAA